AUGUUCUCUGCCAUGCUGAUGGACGCCUACCGUGACGAACGUCCCGGAAUCCCCGUCAACUACAGAACUGACGGAAAUCUCCUCAACAUUCGUCGGAUACAGGCCCCAACGCGCGUCUCCACUACCACAGUUUAUGAUCUGCUGUUUGCGGACGACUGCGCUCUCAACACCACAACAGAAGCG
Molecule: messenger RNA, 183 nt
Organism: Dibothriocephalus latus
Lineage: Eukaryota; Metazoa; Platyhelminthes; Cestoda; Diphyllobothriidea; Diphyllobothriidae
Source: the annotation of a GenBank genome assembly